Stegastes partitus (bicolor damselfish) is the source of this 4568-nucleotide messenger RNA. RefSeq names its product UPF0661 TPR repeat-containing protein C16D10.01c. NCBI's taxonomy places the organism in Eukaryota, Metazoa, Chordata, Actinopteri, Pomacentridae. Gene Ontology annotation, biological process: determination of ventral identity. Bases 100 to 1347 code for a protein of 415 amino acids. The record is from RefSeq and is a predicted model, not a curated record. Gene Ontology annotation, cellular component: membrane. The transcript is spliced from 11 exons. Gene Ontology annotation, molecular function: protein binding; phosphatidylinositol binding.
AUUUCUCUUAUGCUUGCUUUCCACGCGUGUUUAAGAUUCACGCUUUGAGAAAAGUCCGAUUUAAAGUCAGAACUAGUUUAAAUAUAAGAUUCCAUCAGUAUGGGAGGCCAGGCCAAGGGCAAAAAGAAAAACAAGCCGAAGAGGAAAGAAAACCGUCCAGACAGGGGAGAUCUAGGAUUUGUCAAUCUGACACCUCAGGAAAGGAUGAAAGUAAGAAUGCACGAAAAAGCCAAGAAGAAGACAGCUGAGAAGUACUCAGUACAGCAACUCCUAGAAAAGACAGAAGAAUGCAUGGACAGUUUUGACUUUGAGAUGGCCGGCCUCUUCUGUCAGCGCGCCCUGGACGUGGAGUCGACCAACCUGCAAGCUCUCGACAUGCUGGGACACAUUUCCUCUGAGUUAGGAGACACACAGAAAGCUAAAGGAGCUUUUCUGCGUGCAGUGGAGCUGAGCCCGGACGUUGGCCACAGCAAAUACAUGUACCUGGGACAAAUCCACACAGGCCAGGAGUCUGUGGACUACUACACCAGAGGAAUCCAGGUUUUGCAGUCUGCACUGGAGAAACAAGAAACAACAGCUCUUGCUGGAGCUGCCGCCCCGCCAGAUGAGAACUCUGAGCUCCCCACAGCGAAGGACGUCAGCGUCGCCUACUGCUCCAUCGCUGAGAUUUACUUAACAGACCUCUGCAUGGAGGAGGGAGCUGCGGACAAGUGCAGAGAGUUCAUUGAGAGAGCAUUACAGUAUCACCAUGACAACCCCGAGGCUCUCCAGCUUAUGGCCAGUUACCUGUUCAGCACAGAGAGAAACCAGGAAGGUAAAGAGUACCUGUUGAAGAGCGUUCAGAUGUGGCUACCUGCGCUGAAGCAGAGUGCAGCUUCUUCCGCCACAGAGGAAGACGUACAGAACGACGUCCCGCCGUACGAGUCUCGCAUCACCACCUCCAAACUGCUCAUCGAGUCGGAGGAGUACGAGAUGGCGGUGGAUGUGUUGGAGGGUCUUCUGGAGGAGGAUGAUGAAGUCGUCCAGGUGUGGUAUCUCUCCGGCUGGGUGUGUUACCUCCAGUGGGAAAAAGCGAAGGAGCAGCAAGAAAGGGAAGGAAGGGAAGUGACGGAGGAGGAGAAGGAGGAGUGGAAGGCGUUGACGGAGGCGGCCAGGUCGUACCUGACGAAUGCCAAGAAGCUGUACGGUAAGCUUCGAUGUGAUGACCAGCCAGUGUUGGAGCAUGUGGAGCAGCUGCUGGGCGAACUGGGAGGGGAGAUGGAGGGAGAGGAGGGGGACCCAGCCUUGGACGAAGACUAUGAACCCUGCAGCGACGAGGACGAAGCAGCGGCGCCCAUGGAACACUGAUCACACCUCCUUACUUUGAUUCUCCCCCCGUCGUGCUUCCCUGUAUUUCUUGUGCGCUCUCCAAAGUGCCUUUUUUUUUUAAUGGUUUUCCUUUCACACCUGCUUAUCAAAGAUUAAAUUUGAAUUCCGGUGAUAUGCACAAAGAAGAGUGGCAUUAAAAGCUGCAGUCUACUCAAUCUCUUUCAGUCAGUUGUUUAAUGCUUUUGGUAAAAUAAGUGCAUACUUGAGUAAUGCCUCGCUUAAUCUCCUUGACAGAUGUUGAUGAAAGAAAUUAGUUUUAGAGCUUUACUUCUCACCGGCAGCAGAAGCAAAACACCUUUGAAUGCUUUUACCUCUUGUACACACCCACGCGUGGUUUCUACAAGCAGGCAUACGCGACACAUGCGCACAUCCAAACAAAAACACACAAAAGCAGCAUGUUAAUUACUUGAGCUCAGCGGCGGCGGCAGCAGUGUUUCCCUCUUAAAAAGUGAAUCACCUUAUGCGAGCAUUGUUCGAAAACUGUCCACCAACAAAUGCUAUCUUUAAAUGACACUCUAAUAUUCCAAGCUUAUGUGCAGUGCUUGAAUUUUUAUGUGAUUCUGUUUAUUCUCCCCCUUCAGUUUUUUUUUUUUUUUUUGGCUUUUUGGUUACUCAUUGGAUUCAGCGAGACACAAUAGAAAGAAUUUGACAUUAACUUAUGCAGAAUGCGUCUCUCUCUCUCUCUCUCUCUGCUAGACUUUUCAGAGUGACUUGCAUAAAACCUUCUAGAGAGGGGAAAGAGGAUAUUUUUUUUUUCUAACUAGCUUUCACCCUGCAGCGUGCAUGGGUUGCCGUGGCACAAUAACGGACAGAUGCUUUUCACUUUUUAUAUAUUUAUCUUUUCUACACUGAGUGCAGCAAAGGUGAAGAGAGGGUUUGUACGUGUGAUUGGUUAGACUGCGACAGAUGCUGCUGCUGUUUUGUGGACAAAGACGAGCACAGUAUUUAAACAGGGUUUGUCUUUUACUCACAACGGAAAACUCAAAAUGUGAGAUAUUCACAGCAGAGUCAGGGCAGAAAUAUCACACUGAGUAUUCAACUAAAGCGAGAACACCUUCAUGCAAAAACACUUAAAUGUCAAGUAUUUAAAAUUGUGUCACCUCUCAAUAGUUUUGUCAUUUAUAAGUCGAACAGUGGGGUGUUGCAUAUAACGAACAAGUAUUUAGUAUUUAGAAUACCGGCCUCAGAGCAGAAACUGUGAAUACCCCUGUGGCCACUGACGCACAAGUUAGGAAAUCUGUGAUCACCAAAUUGAGUACAUCUGUGAUUUCCAAUCAGCCUAACUGCAUGAAAACGGUUAUAAGAUGAGCUGUGAACACCAGAACUUUCUUAGUUUUGGAGCGAUGGACUGUGUCUAAAUGCAUGUCUGCAUCAUGGCUCCACAUGAAGAAUUCUCAGAGGAAUGAAACAGUCUGAUUGAGAGACUUCACAAAGAUACAAGAAGAUUGAUGACCAACCAGUAAUCAGGGAGUCUAGAACAACCCAUGGUACCACUAAUCAGAGCUGCAGUGCUCGUCCUCCUAUACACCACAUUAAAUGCACCACUUUACAGUCUGGCUCUGAAAAACAGACAGCAGCUGCCUCAGAUAUGACACGGGGGUUAUCAGUGGAAAUCAUUGUUAUUCUAACUGCUCCGACAGUGUGAAGGACAUUGCAUAACAUCCGCAUCUAUCGACAAGAAGAAAAAAAAAUAAAAUCUUGCAUGCUCUCUGGCACAAAACUGCAAGACUAAACUUGGCAGAGAAACACGAGAAGAAGCCUGAUGAAUAUUACGAGCGUAUUCUUUGGUCACGUAAGACCAAGAUAAAUCAUUUCAGAUGGAGUCCAGCAUGUUAACCUGACCAGGACGACCACAGUGGAUGCAUGGUCCCGACAGUGAAGCGUGUAGGUGGGAGUGCGACGAUACGGGGCUGUGUGAGCGCAGAAGGUGUUUUAGUGAAAUUACAUUAACAGAUGCACCACGGAUGUCUGUGGAUGAACCGAAAUACUGGCUGACAAGUCGACUCUCCGGUCUAAAGAAACUUGGCAGAAGAGCAGUAUUCUGACAAUGCUCGAAAGCACACUGCCAAAAAUCACACAAGACUUUCUAAAGAAGUACAAAGUGAAAACUUUGACCUGCACGAGUGCGUUGUCUGACUUGAAUCCAAAAGAACACCGCUGGGGUAUUUAGAGGAGAAAAGUGGAGCAACACAGGAUUUAGUAAAACACAAAGGCUGACAUAUAAAGUGUUGACAAAAUAGAUUUGAAUGUCAGUAAUGACUGCUGACUUUUCAGUUCCUACUUUGAGUCCUGUAUUUUCAUGAGUAAAUCUAAACUGCUAUUUUUUAAAAUUUACAAUAGAACAAAAUGCUGCUCAACUUGCCUUUAACAAAAUUUAGGAUCAUUUAGGAGAUAUUGUAAGGAUGUGCUCACUUCUUUUGUAUAUUGUACUUUUUUCACAUCUCUGCCCCUUUUAUCUCAACAAUCUUGCAAACCUGCAAACAGUCCAUUUGUGUGUGUGUUGCUUUAGCAAAAUGGGGAUUGAUUGACUCAAUUUAAGUAGCAUCUGUCCACAUUUUAAACACUUUUUGUGCCGUAGUUUCGAUGCCCUUGUAAAAAAUAUACUACAAUAACCGACUUUUCUAAGACCCUGUUUAUACUUUUGGUGCAUGUUGAGUUUUUCGCCCCUAGUUGCCGUUAGUAAAGAGACUGCUACGUGUGACAAACAUGCUGUAACACACAACCACCACAGAGUAUUUCUCCAUGCAACCACGCCUGUUAACAAACUCGGGCGUCCGCUGCCACGUGGGCCCUUUGAAGAAUUUCAUAACCGGUAAAUGGGAACGCUAUCUGAGAUCCUGCCCCUGAUAGCGAGCCAGCUGCAAGCCGAGAGGCCUGUUUGGGAAUACAGGGGGUUCAGAUACCGUGAUCUGAUUGUGCAUGUUUGUGUUUAAGGAGCAUGAAAUACAGCUCAGGAGGAAAGUUACAGAUAUGAUAUUGUGUGUGUGUGUGUGUAUGUGCGCAGGUUUUGCUGCAGAUUAUCUUAGCCUAAUGUGAUAUGAUGUGUUGUUAUUUGUGGACUGGGCUUUGCUCACAAUUAUUCAUGUCUGUGAUGUUUGGUGUAUGGUAAUGCACCAGUACAGGCCUUGAGGAACGACUACCUGGAGCGACUCUGUCAUCUAGAAUUUGCCUUUUAUAAUUAAAAUGAGCCCUAUUGUGUA